Messenger RNA from Cololabis saira (Pacific saury), 5919 nucleotides. It is a transcript of the gene tbc1d8b, whose product is annotated as TBC1 domain family member 8B. The transcript is spliced from 21 exons. Gene Ontology annotation, molecular function: calcium ion binding. NCBI's taxonomy places the organism in Eukaryota, Metazoa, Chordata, Actinopteri, Beloniformes, Belonidae. Bases 120 to 3518 code for a protein of 1132 amino acids. The record is from RefSeq and is a predicted model, not a curated record.
ACGUGGGAAGGGAGGGAUUCGGACACAAACAAAUGUCUUCGGCUUUUCAUUCGGGGUCCGUUACAGAUGACCGUGACAUGUUUGGUGGAAAUAACAGAGAACUUCGUCACGUUUGAAACAUGUGGCUCAAACCUGAAGAAAUCCUGCUGAAAAACGCGUUUAAACUGUGGGUGACCGAAAAGGAUAAUGAGUAUUUCGUGCUGCAGAGGCGGCGCGGGUGCGGAGAAGGUGGCGGCGGGCUCGCAGGCCUCCUCGUGGGAACUCUGGAUACUGUUUUGGACUCCACAUCCAAAGUUGCCCCCUACCGGAUUCUGCACCACACACCAGACUCACAAGUGUACUGGUCAAUAGCAUGUGGUGUUACCAAAGAGGAGAUUGUUCAGCACUGGGACUGGCUGCAGCAGAACAUCAUGAGGACCCUUUCCGUUUUUGACUCCAGUGAAGACAUCACCAGCUUCGUACAGGGCAAGAUCAGAGGCCUUAUUGCUGAGGAGGGGAAGACGUCUCUGGUCCUGGAGGAUGAUCCAGAGAAAUUCCGAGAAGCCUUUCUGCGGUUUGAGAAGUGGUUUGAGCUGUCCCCGGAGGAAAAGCUGGUCACAUACUACUCGUGCAGCUACUGGAGAGGCAAAGUGCCGUGCCAGGGCUGGCUCUACCUCAGCACUAACUUCCUGUGCUUCUAUUCGUACCUUCUGGGAUCUGAGGUAAAACUGGUCAUCUCCUGGGAUGAGAUCUGGAGACUGGAGAAGACCUCUAAUGUGAUUCUGACUGAGAGCAUCCAUGUGUUGGCUAAUGGAGAGGAUCAUUAUUUCUCCAUGCUGCUGCACCUCAGUGAAACCUUCCUCAUCAUGGAACAGCUGGCCGACUACUCCAUCAAGCGGCUUUUUGAUAAGGAGGCAUUUGAGAAAGAGCCAGCGUUGUCGGACCCCCUGCAAAUUACCAAGAGAGGCCUAGAGGCUCAUGGGAAGAGUGAGCAAUUCCGGACGUUUUUCAGGCUUCCGCAAGAGGAAAACUUACUACAGAUGCACGAGAGCUUCUUGUGGGUGCCGUUCAGCCAUUUCAACACUCUUGGUAAAAUCUGCCUCUCUGAGAACUACCUGUGUUUCGCCAGUCAGGAUGGAAGCCAGUGUCAUGUCAUCAUUCCAAUGCGAGAGGUAAUCAAUGUUGAGAAACCGGAUGCUGGCAGCAGGGCUUUAACCGUUUGCGUGCGUGGCAAGAGAGCGCUGCGUUUCUCCGAGGUGCGGGACUACCAGCAGCUGGCGAACGCCAUCCGCAGCAGGUGUGGGAUCAGUGCCAGCCCACAGCAUUCGGUCUCGCCAGAGGCCAUACGGGGCGAAUGUCAGUCACUCAUAAAUCACUUCGAGGACAACCCGGAGGACGUGACUCUCAUGGUGGGACAGAAAGACAGCAGCAAGGCUGUGAGCACGGAGGCUCUCAUGACCGUUUUCCACCCCCAGGAUGUGGAAAACCUUGAUCCCAAAAUGCUCAAGGAGAAGAUGAAGGAGCAGUCUUGGAACAUCCAUUUCUCUGAGUAUGGACGUGGGACAAGUAUGUUCUUCACCAGAAAGACUCGAGACUUGAUUGUUCGUGGAGUUCCCGAGGCUUUGAGGGGAGAGCUGUGGAUGCUGUUUUCAGGAGCUGUAAAUGACAUGGCCACCCACCCCGGCUACUACACGGAGCUGGUGGAGCAGUCUUUGGGCACAAGCACUCUGGCUACAGAUGAGAUUGAGAGAGACCUGCACCGCUCUCUGCCGGAGCAUCCCGCCUUCCAGAGCGACACGGGGAUCUCCGCUCUGCGCAGAGUCCUCACUGCCUACGCCUCCAGGAACCCCAAAAUUGGAUACUGCCAGGCCAUGAACAUUCUCACGUCAGUUCUCCUCUUAUACGCAAAAGAAGAGGAAGCUUUCUGGCUGUUGGUCGCCGUCUGUGAGAGGAUGCUGCCAGAUUACUUUAACCGCAGAAUUAUUGGUGCUCUGGUCGACCAGGCUGUCUUCGAGGACCUGAUCAGAGAGAACCUCCCCCAGCUGGUGGAGCACAUGACAGACCUGAGUUUCUUCUCGUCCGUGUCGUUGUCUUGGUUUCUCACUCUUUUCAUCAGCGUCUUGCCCAUCGAGAGCGCUGUCAACGUGGUGGACUGUUUCUUCUACGACGGCAUCAAAUCUAUCCUGCAGCUCGGCCUUGCUGUGCUCGACUACAACAUGGAGGCUCUGAUCAGCUGCCAUGAUGACGCUGAAGCGGUCACCAUCCUCAACAAAUUCUUUGAUAGCGUGACAAACAAAGACAGCCCGUUGCCUCCAACAGUCCAGCAAGCUUCAGUGGGCAGUAACGACAAAGCAUCUCACGUCAGUGUCGAUAUCAGCGAGCUGAUCCGAGAAGCUUAUGAGAAGUAUGGACAUAUCCGUUCAGAGGAAGUGGAGAGUUCCCGGAAGAGAAACAAACUGUAUGUGAUCCAGACACUGGAGGAUACAACCAAGCAAAAUGUUAUCCGCGUGGUGUCCCAAGAAGUGCAGUUUAACGUCUCACAGCUUGAUGAGCUUUAUAAUUUGUUCAAGAGACAGCAUUUCCUCAGCUGCUACUGGACGAUGAAGAGUCCAGCUCUGCUCCACCAUGACCCCAGUCUGGCGUAUUUGGAGCAGUACCAGUUGGGUUUCCAACAGUUCGGCGGGCUGUUCUCCCUGCUGGAGCCCUGGGCCUUCUGCUCCUCCAAGAGCACCCUCUCUCUCUGGGUGUUCCGGCUCAUCGACGAGAACCAGGACGGUCUGAUCAACUUCAAAGAGUUCUGCUCGGCUCUUGAUACUUUAUACAGCGGAUCUUUCACAAAUAAGCUGAAGUUGCUCUUCAAGCUGCACCUGCCACCAGCUUUCACAGGUAGUCCUUUGCACUCAAAGGAAGAAAGAAUCCAGCACUUUAUUCCUCUGGCUGAAGACUCUUCUCACUUGAGUAGACUGACUGCCUUUGAUCUUCCAGAAGACGGUGUAAUCAGAAAAAGCCCAGAGAGAGGCAGGGGGAAGGUUGAUCUGCAGGCUUAUCUGAAACAAUGGCAAAAUGAAAUUCUUAAAAAGGAGGAAACCAUCAAGGACCUACCCAGAAUUAAUCAGUCUCAGUUCAUCCAUUUCUCCAAGACCCUCUACAAUAUUUUCCACGGGGAUCCCGAGGAGGAGUCCCUGUACCGGGCUGUUGCCCAUGUGACCAGCCUCCUCCUGAGGAUGGAGGAGGUGGGACGCAGGCUGCAGGGGCCGAGCAGCCCGCCCGCGACGCAAAACCCAGCCAAGGCCGCUGCUGAGCCUUCAGCCGAAGACGCCUCCGUCUCUCCGGACAGCUCAGACACAUCCAGCUCCCCCAACAGCCAGGAUGCAGCACCCGACCGCUCAGAGACGGAGUGGUCCUUCUCGUUCGAGCAGCUCCUAGCGUCUCUGCUCAACGAGCCAGUGAUAGUCAGCUUCUUCGAAAGGCCAGUCGAUAUUCAGACCAAACUGGGACAGGCUAGAGCCGCCCAGCUGAAGAGUAAGGCGAAUAAGUGAAGGGAUACAAAACUGAGGUGAUGGUCUACUAAAGAGUCAUAUCCAGAGGUUAAAAUCAGUCUCCCUUUUCCACUUGGAGAGGGCAGCAGAAGAAGAGACAUCAGAGUGCGCGAGUUUAAAUUAUUGUUAUUGAUCAUCCAAAUGAUCAACAACAAUGGCUGAGGGAACACGAAAUAUCUUAAAGACACUGCAAACGUCCACUGAUCAGCAGCGUCAGUGUUUUAAAGCCACUUCUUGUUGCAGACACACAGACUGACGGGUUGAUCCUUAAAUCUUAUUAUGCAUUUUAAACUUUCAUCGUCUCAUGUAGCUACAUUUCUCAAUCUUUCAAGUCAAAUUUAGAUCUGUAUACUUUUGUAUCGUCUAAUGAAGCAUAGUAACUCCUCUCCGUUUUGAGAAAAAUGACAAAAGCCUAUAACAAGUAGAGUAGAUAGAAAUGGCUGAGAGUGCACAAGAGGAUUCUCCAUCUCAGUCUCUCGGUGUAUAUAGACUUUCAUAGUAGUAGCCACCGCUUUAAAGUGAAACCACUGUCCAUGCUAGUUUGCCCUGUGACUCAUUAAAACGUCAACUUGCUAUCAGAAACACCAGCUUAGUUAAUAAUAGGACUUAACGAGUAGUUUAGCAAGGUCAGGGCAAUUUGUAGUUUUGUCCCUGGAAGCCAUAAACUAAUCGCAGAUAAUCUGACUGAAGAUGUCGACUAUGUUUUAUGGUUAAAAAACAAAAACCCAAAACAAAACAAAGAUUUAAUUUGAAGUAAUACACAUCUGCAAUAACACCCACGAGAGGAAACUGAACUGUCACAGCACAAAAGGUUGCUGCAUCACAGCAUGAUGUCAUGCGUCAGAUCUGAAUUACAGGCCAUGUAAUUGUAAAUGUUUAUGCUGCCGCUGCUGCAUCGUCCUGUGGGGGUGUGUGUGUGUGUGUGUGUGUGUGUGUGUGUGUGUGUGUGUGUGUGUGUGUGAGAUGUUCACAGUAUGAUCGGUUGAUGUAUUGUUUGCAUGUCGGUCUCACUUUGUGUACUUUAGGAUGUUUCGCUCUGGUGUGCAGCGUUUUGUACGAGUCAGUUCACUAGCCGUUUUAAUUAUUGUAUUUAAGAGGCUUGUAUUGGAAAUAGCUGACUGUUGUGGACAUCUUUCACCUUUUUUGAAGGAUAUUUUGUUUUAUCAAAUCUCAGGGUGAUAAUUAUGAAAGGGAAAAACAAUAUUUUUCAACCUGGGAUGUAUAGAGUAUAUGACAGAGUUCUACAUAACCUCCAUCUUAUCUGUGAUAGAUAUAUAGUAUAUUGUUAACAAGGUUGGCCAGAGCUUGGCAAACUGCUGCUGCUUGCCACAGGAGGAUGGAUUUUAAAGCAUUUCUGUUCUAUUUAGUUUUAUUGUUUUAUUCUGCUACUCUUGCUUCGUGUCUCAGUGAGUAAUUUGCACAGUUUGAGAUUCACAAGCUGUAGAUGUGCCUGUAUCUCAGCCAGAUCUGGGAGGCGUGGGAUCCCUAAAGGUCAUGACCGCUUCAGCUGCAGCUUGUCAUCUCCAGGGGCUGAAAUUUAUAGAUGUAUAAAGCUUUACAGGAUGCCUGCUUGUGUUGGAGAUAACGUUUGUUUUUGGUGCUUUUGAAAUGCAGCUUCAGUGUUCUGUUGUUCGCUGUUUUUUUUUUUUAUUAUUAUUUUUUGCAUUUUUAAUUAUAUUCUUUUUCUUCUUGACCACUUUUUGUCUCUUAAGAAGAAAUAGGAACAACCAGAGUUGUAUUUCAUCAUUGAAUUAUUGUAACAAUUUGACUUGUAUUGUUGAAAUAUGUUGUACAAUUUCAAGAAGAAAAUCUCAGAAAUGCACCCCAAAUGUUUUAUGUUGUGACUCUUUAAAUCCAAAACUUAAUAAAUUUAUAUGAAAACUCUAAUCAGUCCUGAAAUGAAACAGGAGCUCAAAUCUUAACUUUAAAAAAAAGUCACAUCUGAGAUGUUUUUUCCCUUUAAGUCUAUGUGCCUGUCUGCGUUGUCUAAAUUUUAUAUUAUUCUAAAAUGCAAUUAAGAGCCUCGUAAAUUAAGAAGUGUGUGGUCAUGGGUUACUGCAUGCUUAAACAGUUCCUGGUUAUUUAAUGGUAUCCUAAAGUUUAGUUUCAAGAAUUUACUUCUUGAUCUUUGUGAAAGUAAUCUAAAACAUUGGAAAAAAAAUAUUCUGAUUUUUAUGCUAAGCAUUUCUUUUUUUUCACACUUCUUUUUAAAGGUCUUUUUUUCCUGAAGGGAAUAUAAAUGUUCAGAAGAACAGAGGAGCAAAUGUCAGUCUUUUACAUGUAAAGCUUUAGAUCCAACAGUUGUUUUGCAAAAUAUGUGAUGAUUGAAUGUUACGUUUGCUUGCCUGAGUUCUAUUGUUUCCAUACGAAUGGACCAGAAUAAAGAGGGAUGAUUCAAUGA